AUGGCAGAAUGGGAUGAACCAAUAAGAAAAAAAGGAUUUAUUCUUAAUUUUCAAACAAAAAAGCUUCAGGAAGUUCACGAUAAGCACAUUAUUGAAGCACCAAGAUCAGUCGAUUGCUAUGAAAAGCUUAAUACUCUUGGACAGGGAACAUACGGGAUUGUUUAUAGAGUACGUGAUAAAUUGACAAGCAAAGAAUAUGCAUUGAAGAAAGUUAAAGUAGAUAAAGAUUUAUUCAGAGAUGGUUUUCCAGUCAGUUGCUUACGUGAAAUAUCCAUUUUAAAGACCUGCUGUCAUCCAAAUGUUGUCAAACUGAAAGAAGUAGUAGUUGGAAAGGAACUAGAGAAAAUUUAUCUAGUCAUGGAAUACUGUGAGCAGGAUUUAGCUAGCUUACUCGAUAAUCUGGAAAAGCCAUUUACAGAAUCUGAAGUUAAAUGCAUAAUCAUUCAGCUCCUUCGUGGUCUUCAAUAUCUACAUGACAAUUUCAUAAUCCAUCGUGACAUAAAAGUAAGUAAUUUAUUAUUAACAGACGAAGGAUGUCUUAAGAUUGCUGAUUUUGGACUUGCUCGAACGUUUGCUGUUCCUUCAAAAUCCAUGACUCCUAAUUUGGUCACAUUAUGGUAUAGACCUCCAGAAUUACUCUUAGGAUCAACUCAUCACACGACUGCGGUUGAUAUGUGGGCUGCUGGAUGUAUAUUGGGAGAACUGUUAUUGAAUAAGCCAUUACUUCCAGGAAAAGGAGAAAUAGCACAGUUGGAGUUAAUAAUUGAAUUGCUUGGAACUCCAUCAGAAAACAUUUGGCCAGGAUUCUCACAACUUCCAGCAAUACAAAACUUCACAUUAAGAGCUCAGCCAUACAACAAUCUGAAGACUAAAUUUCCAACUUUGUCACAAGCUGGAUUAAGACUCCUUAACUUUUUAUUUAUGUACGAUCCAAAGAAGAGAGCAACUGCUUUGGAAAGUCUCGAGUCAAAUUAUUUUAAAGAACCACCACUACCUUGUAAUCCUACAUUUAUUCCAUCAUUUCCUCAGCAUAGAAAUUUUAAAAAUGCUCCAUCUUCGUCGUCAUCUAAGAAUGAGCAUAGCAGUCGAAGCUCAUCAAAGCAUAAAAUAUCUGAAAUGCUUGAAAAUUUAAAAAGGAAACGAUUCGAUUAA
Molecule: messenger RNA, 1152 nt
Organism: Chironomus riparius
Lineage: Eukaryota; Metazoa; Arthropoda; Insecta; Diptera; Chironomidae
Source: the annotation of a GenBank genome assembly